ACCAACUUGAUGUGCUAACACCGACUACGCCGCACCGCAACGAGGAGGUUACAGCCACACACAUUAUGGGGAAGAAACAGAAAAAUAAGGGAGAUGACGGUGCCAAAGACGACGGCGUUGACAUUGACGCACUUGCGGCAGAGAUUGAGGGAGCGGGAGCAAGCAAGGAGCAGAGCAAAGCAAAGAGCAAGAAGAAGAAAGUAAAGAAGGACGACUUUGAUGAGGAAGACAUCCUUAAAGAACUGGAGGAGCUGUCAAUAGAAAACCAAGGAGAAAAGUCUAAAGAAACAGCAAAGAAAUCAGAUUCAGUAGAGGACAUUGAACCAGAGCCCCCUCUGAAUAAGGCAGACAAGAAGAAGGCCAAGAAGAGUAAGAAGGUGAACUUUGAUGAUGAGGAGGUUGAUGAAGAUCAGGGUCAGAACAACAUGGAAAACGACCACAGGACGAAAGAUAAGAAGGCGGUGGAGACUCCCGCUGCUGCUGGUCCUGCUUCAGACUCUGAGGACGAGGGCUUGCAGUCAUGGCGGAAGUCCAAGGCCAAGAAGGAUGGCGGCCGAAAGGGUAUGUCUGACUCGGAGGAGGACGAUGAAGAUAGUAGUGCGAAAAAGGGUGGAGGAGGAGUGGGUGACAACAACGAAUCGGACGAUGAUUCUCAAACCGCACGCAAGAAAAAGAAUAGUAAAGCGAAAGCCAAGCAGGACAGCGAUGAAGAGGAAGGAGAAGUGACCUUCAAGAUGAAGACGGCGGCGCAGAAGAAAGCAGAGAAAAAAGAGAGGGAGAAGAAGAAGAAAGAGGAGGAGAGGGCCAAGAUGAGGGCCAAGAAAGAGAAAGAGGAAGAGGCCGCAAAGAAGGAGGGAGGGAAACCAGCUGCCACACCUUCAAUAGAGAGCAAAAUAGUUGAGGCAUCAGAAUCGGUGGAACAGGAUGGAGCUGAUGUCCAGGGAGAAGAAGAGGGUGAUGGGGACAAAAAGAAAAAAGACAAGAAGAAGAAGAAAGGAGAGAAAGAGGAGAAAGAGAAGAAAAAGGGGCCAAGCAAAGCCGCAGUGAAAGCCAUGCAGGAAGCACUGGCCAAAAUGAAAGAAGAGGAGGAACGAGCCAAAAGAGAAGAGGAGGAGAGACAGAGGCGACUGGAGGAGCUUGAAGCUCAAAGACUGGAACAGGAGCGUCUAGAGGCUGAAAGGAGGGAGAAGAAGAAACAGAAGGAUAAGGAACGAAAAGAGAGACUGAAGAAGGAGGGAAAGCUCCUCACCAAGGCCCAGAAAGAGGCUCGAGCCAGAGCAGAAGCCACACUGCGAGCGCUGCAGGCUCAGGGUGUUGAAGUGCCAUCAAAAGAUGCAAUGCCAAAGAAGAAGCCUGUUUACUCUGAUAAGAGAAAAAAGAAGCAAACAGCACAAACUCCUGAAGAAACGUCAGAGGUGGCAUCACCCACAUCAGAGACACCUCAGCCAGUUACAGCAAAGAUGGAAGUGGAGCAGCCUAAAGUAGAGCCAGUCAAGGAGCCAAAGGCAGAGACUGCUUUGGAUGACUGGGAGGCAAUGGCCAGCGACGAAGAGAAAGAGAUGAAGAAGGUUCACAUCGAGGUCAAGGAAACCACUACAACUACACAAAAACCCACUCAAGACCAAGAGAAUGGCAGUGAGGAGGACGAAGAGGAAGAGGAGGAUGAAGAGGAAGAGGAGGAUGAAGAGGAAGAUGAGAGUGAGGAAGAGGAGGAGGAGGAGGAGGAGGUGAAAGACAGCAGCAACAAGACGGCACCAAACAAAGCAAGAAAAGAACCGAGCUCAGAGUCGAGUAGCGAGAGCGAUUCAGAUGAUGAUCGAAGCAAAGAGGAGAAACUUUAUGACAAGGCCAAGAGACGCAUAGAGAAACGGAAGCAGGAAAACCUAAAGAACAUUAACCUGGACAAGCUCCGAUCUCCUGUAGUUUGUGUACUGGGCCAUGUGGACACUGGAAAAACCAAAAUCCUGGAUAAGCUGAGACACACACAUGUUCAGGAUGGUGAAGCUGGUGGUAUCACACAGCAGAUCGGUGCCACGAACGUUCCACUGGAAACCAUUAUUGAACAGACCAAGAUGGUGAAAAACUUUGACAGGGAGAGUGUAAAGGUUCCUGGGAUGCUCAUCAUUGAUACACCUGGUCACGAGUCCUUCAGUAAUCUGAGGAACAGGGGCAGUUCUCUGUGUGACAUUGCCAUCCUGGUGGUGGAUAUCAUGCACGGUCUUGAGCCGCAGACGCUGGAGUCCAUCAACCUGCUGAAGGAGAAAAAAUGCCCCUUCAUAGUAGCACUUAACAAGAUUGACCGUCUGUAUGACUGGAAGAGGAGUCCAGACACAGAUGUGGUGGCAACACUAAAGAAACAAAAGAAGAACACUAAGGAUGAGUUUGAUGAGAGGGUUAAAUCCAUCAUCGUAGAGUUUGCUCAGCAGGGUCUUAAUGCUGCCUUGUUCCAUGAGAAUAAAGACCCUCGUACAUUUGUAUCCCUUGUUCCCACCUCGGCCCACUCAGGCGAUGGGAUGGGGAACCUCAUCGCCCUCCUGGUUGAACUCACUCAGAACAUGCUGGUCCGCAGACUGGCCCAGUGUGAUGAGCUCCGGGCCCAGGUCAUGGAGGUAAAAGCUCUGCCUGGCAUGGGUACUACAAUAGACGUGAUUCUGAUCAACGGCCGCCUGCAGGAGGGUGAUACCAUUAUUGUCCCUGGUGUGGACGGACCAAUCGUCACUCAGAUCAGAGGGUUGCUCCUGCCACCACCGCUCAAAGAGCUCAGAGUAAAGAAUCAGUAUGAGAAGCAUAAGGAGGUGUCCACGGCUCAGGGGGUGAAGAUCCUGGGGAAAGAUCUGGAGAAAACGCUGGCAGGUCUGCCCCUCCUUGUCGCCCAUAAAGAGGAUGAAAUACCAGUGCUAAAGGAUGAGUUGAUCCGUGAACUGAAACAGACGCUGAAUGCCAUAAAACUGGAGGAGAAGGGUGUGUAUGUCCAGGCCUCCACCCUUGGCUCUCUAGAGGCUCUUCUGGAGUUCUUGCGUACAUCAAAAGUGCCUUAUGCUGGCAUCAACAUUGGUCCCGUCCACAGGAAAGAUGUGAUGAAAGCAUCCACUAUGUUGGAACAUGACCCACAGUAUGCAGUGAUCCUGGCAUUUGAUGUUAAAAUAGAGAGAGAUUCUCAGGAGAUGGCUGACAGUCUUGGUGUGCGCAUUUUCAGUGCUGAGAUCAUCUACCAUCUGUUUGAUGCCUUCACCAAGUACCGAGAAGACUACAAGAAACAAAAGCAAGAUGAAUUCAAGCACAUAGCCGUGUUCCCCUGUAAGCUGCGUAUAUUGCCCCAGUUCAUCUUUAACUCCAGAGAUCCCAUUGUCAUGGGCAUAACUGUGGAGGCUGGAGUGUUGAAAACGGGCACUCCACUGUGUGUGCCCAGCAAAGGGUUUGUAGAUAUUGGUAUUGUGACCAGUAUAGAAGUAAAUCAUAAGUCUGUAGAUACCGCUAAGAAAGGACAGGAGAUCUGUGUGAAAAUAGAGCCGAUUCCUGGAGAAUCACCCAAGAUGUACGGCCGACACUUUGAAGCUGUAGACAUCAUUGUUAGCAAGAUUACCCGUCAGUCAAUCGACGCGCUGAAGAACUGGUUCAGAGACGAGAUGCAGAAAUCAGACUGGCAAUUAAUCAUGGAACUGAAGAAAACCUUUGAAAUCAUCUGAACACAUCAGUGACUGUGACUGAUCUUAGAUAUCAAAUGACCCCCUGCACACACAUCAUAUACACACUAUAUGUUGUACACUCCUGAAAUCAUCUGCGAUCACAGAGUCAUCAGUGUUCAUACGUUUAAAGACAUUUUUACACACAUAUCCUUGCACAGUCCUGCACCGAGGAAUAGUUUCUUGUGUGUGUGCGUGGGGGUGAAUAUUCACAACACACUCCCCUUUUCCUCUCCAACUCUUUUUGGGUGGUGGGGAGUGUUUAAAAAAAUUGAAAAAUAGAAAAGUGUAAAAAAGGAAGGGGGGAAAAAAAGUUUUUCUGUGAGAAACUGAAUCUAUUCCCACUGUUUUAAACAGUGACAAAUGCUAGAAAAUGUUAAGACAACCUUUGCAACUAUUCCAAACGUGCCUGUUCUCUCUUAUUAAUCGAUUUUUCUUUCAUUUCAUGUAUUGCCCCUCUCAAAGUUCACUGUAAGGCUGGAUUGAACUUGAGCUGCUGAUUUGGACCUGCGGUCUGGUCUUAGAUGUGGGCUGAGGUUUAAAACUAAGGGUAUAAAACUUUCACGGAUAACUACAGGAGGCUGAGUUUUUAGGAUUUUAGAUAAACAAUUAUUACCAUGUCAGUAUUUUCAUUUUCGCUGCAGAGUUCUUAAAUGGGUUUUUUUAAAAUUAGACUCCACCCUUAUCCUCCUCCCAGCCAGAGACUGUCCCUCUCUCUCCUCCUCUUCCAUUUUGGGGUUUCCUUUGUAUCCCCUGAUACCUUUACCCAGAGUGUGUCGACUUGGAAUAAAGGCAUCUUUUACAUAUUUUGAAUCAGAAAUGUAAGAUUGAUAAAAUCAUCAACAAUAAAAAGAUGGCCUAUU
This is a messenger RNA of Myxocyprinus asiaticus (Chinese sucker), 4546 nucleotides long. It is a transcript of the gene eif5b, whose product is annotated as eukaryotic translation initiation factor 5B. The record is from RefSeq and is a predicted model, not a curated record. Bases 66 to 3686 code for a protein of 1206 amino acids. The transcript has 24 exons. NCBI's taxonomy places the organism in Eukaryota, Metazoa, Chordata, Actinopteri, Cypriniformes, Catostomidae. Gene Ontology annotation, molecular function: translation initiation factor activity; GTP binding; GTPase activity.